CUUCCCAAAUUGGCUUAGGAUUCUUGCGGGGCAGCUUUGACUUUCCCUGCAAAUGUGAAAUUUUGGUUCGCGUUCUCUGCUGCAGUCGGAUUCACUUCCAUAUAAUAACGAGGAGUCAAGGUGAUAUUAAUUCACUUGCAAUGGCCAACGUGACCGGGAAGAGAAAGCGCCAAGAUGCGCAUCCAAGCAAUCAUGUGCAAACCAAAAAGACCGCAAGCACUCCGCACGUGAAUGGCAACCCGGCCAAGUCGAAGCCUGGUGUUGCAGCUAAACCUCACAUCGAGACAUCGUCUCCCACCAACACCGGCCGCAAAGAUGUCACCAUUCAAAUCGUCACCGGAUCUUACGAACGCGCUCUACACGGCACCUGCGCCACGAUCCAGGCUCCCGACCAGGAAAACGUCACCUUCGCAGACAACUUCCUCUUUGCUGCUCAUAACUCCUCUAUCCGCUGUCUGGCACUCUCCCCCUCCUCGCACUCGGGCAAACGCUUCCUCGCCACAGGAGGAAGCGAUGAACGGAUCAAUCUCUACAGCCUCUCCACCGCACCACCACCCUCAUCUACCAUCAAGGCCUCAAAAAUUAGCAAUUCAUCCUUAGUCGAACCGCUCCCGAUCCACAACCCGCUCAAUCGCUCUCUGGGAAAUCUGGUGAAUCACGACCGCGCAAUCACCGCUCUCCACUUUCCCAUCAAGUCCAAACUUUUCAGCGCCGCCGAAGACAACACCAUCGCCAUCUCCCGCGCCCGCGACUGGACCGUCCUCUCCUCAAUCAAAGCUCCUAUCCCAAAACCCCAAGGCCGCCCGUCAGGAGACACCGCAGGCCCCGGUGAAUUCCCCGCCGGCAUUAACGACUUCGCCAUCCACCCCUCGCAGAAGCUGAUGCUGAGUGUCGGGCGAGGGGAGAAGUGUAUGCGCUUGUGGAACUUGAUGACGGGCAAGAAGGCCGGGGUGUUGAGUUUUGAGAGGGAUCUACUGGCACAGGUCGGCGAAGGAAAGCACGGUAGUGGCGAAGGUAGAAAGGUGUUGUGGGAUGAGCACGGGGAAAAUUACGUGAUUGCGUUUGAGAGGGGCGCGGUGGUGUUUGGGAUCGACUCGAGGCCGAAAGCCAUCAUCAAACCAUCGCCGCCUACGAAGCUACACGCCUUGCACUUUCUCCCGCCCACUGCCGAAUCACAGGCACCGUCCACGCUUGCAGUCUCCACUGAGGACGGCAGGAUCCUCUUCUUCGACACCAGCAUUGCAGAAAGCACACCGGAUGCAUCAAAGCUGCCCCUGUUGCCCUGCAAUGCUCAACUCGGCGGCUCAGCCGCGGGCUUCAGCGGUCGUAUCAAGGAUUUCGAGGUCCUCACUCUACCGCUUGCUGGCUCUGGGCAAGAAUCGCCCCUCGCAAUAAUCACAGGGAGCAGCGACGGCGCUAUCCGAUUAUGGACCGUGCCUCCCUCUGACCUCGCUGGAAGUAGUAGUAACCAGUCCGCGAACGACACCGCUGCUGAGAAGACCAACGCUUCGAAACAGCUGGGAAAGCUGGUGGGCACGCUGGAGACGGGCAACCGCAUUACUUGUCUUGGCGCCUUCGUCAUGGAUGGAACGGCACAGGCAGAAGUUGACGCGGAUGCAGUAGAAGGUGACAGCGAUAGUGAAGAGGGCAAAUAAGUGCGAUG
Neohortaea acidophila is the source of this 1663-nucleotide messenger RNA. Its product is annotated as WD40-repeat-containing domain protein. The coding region runs from base 141 to 1655 and encodes 504 amino acids. The record is from RefSeq and is a predicted model, not a curated record. Gene Ontology annotation, molecular function: protein binding. Lineage: Eukaryota; Fungi; Ascomycota; Dothideomycetes; Mycosphaerellales; Teratosphaeriaceae. The transcript has a single exon.